CAUGUAAGCCGCUGGACGGCCUGCGCCGCUGUCGCGACGUCGGUCGGUCGGUCGGCCGGCAGCGGCUGGCGCGCCUCGCCCGCGACCUGCGGCACCUCUUCUUUUUCCUCUGCCUGUCGGCCCACCCUGCGCCCGCGCGCGGGCGUUUCGCGCCCCACCCCCUCUCCGCUGACCCCCCGCCGGCGACGAUGCUGGACCGUGAGCGCGGCUGGAGCGUCUCGUUCGCCGGCUGCGGCUUCUUGGGCGUCUACCACAUCGGCGCAGCCACCUGCCUGCAGGAGCACGCCCCGCACAUCAUCCGCGACGCGCGGCACAUCUACGGGGCCUCAGCCGGGGCGCUAGCCGGCGCCGUGCUCGUCGGCGGCGGCUCUCUGGCUGAAGCUUGUGCAGAUGUUCUGGCAUUAGCUAAAGAAGCUAGAAAGCGAAAUCUUGGUCCCCUUCAUCCUUCUUUUAAUGUGAUAAAGAUAAUAAGGGAUGGACUAAUGAGAAAUCUUCCAGAAAACACACAUCAGUUGUCAUCAGGCCGGCUGUGUAUUUCACUAACCAGAGUCUCAGAUGGUAAAAAUGCAUUGAUAUCUAAUUUUAACUCUAAAGAAGAAGUUGUCCAGGCUUUAAUCUGCAGUUCAUUUGUUCCUAUUUAUUGUGGCCUAAUUCCACCAUCAUUUAGAGGUGUGCGCUAUGUGGAUGGAGGAAUCAGUGACAACUUGCCUCACUAUGAGUCUAAGACUACCAUCACAGUUUCACCUUUUGCUGGGGAGUGUGAUAUCUGUCCAAAAGGGAACUCUGCAAACUUCCAUGAAAUGAAUGUGACCAACACCAGCAUUCAGUUUAGUUUGGGGAACCUUUAUCGUUUAACACAAGCACUCUUUCCACCAGAACCUAAGGUACUAGGAGAGAUCUGUGAGCAAGGAUACUCAGAUGCUCUUAAAUUCUUAAGAGAGAAUGGUAUUCUGAGUGACUCAAUUUAUGUCACUUUGUCCUUCACAAAAAGAAGUCCUCAGGAAACUGUGCAGUGUGUUCACCUUACAAACAAGAAAACUAAGUUGGAAAAUGGAGCAGAAACUUUGAAAGCUGAAGUAGUUAAUAACCAGCUGAGACAAAAUCCGUGGCCUUUAGACAAGAGCAUAUUUGAGAGUCUUCCUCCCAGACUUCGUAAAGCACUGCAAGAAGCUUGUAAAGAACAGAGUGGAUUCUAUGCUCAGUUCUCUAAACUCUUCCCAAUGCGGGUCAUGUCCUAUCUGAUGCUGCCAUAUACGCUACCUGUGGAAUCUGCUUAUUCUGUUGCUUUACGGUUAGUAAACUGGUUUCCUGACAUUCCUGAUGAUGUUCGAUGGAUGCAAGAACAGCUUUGUCAGAUUGCUGGUGCAGUUUAUUCCAGGGCUAAAAGGAAGCUCUUCUGUGCAUUCAGGAAAGACAACUAUGCAUCACUAAGAAAAUGUCAAACUGCCCCUUCUACUGUGGAAUUUCAUUCUUCAUACUGUCAUCUUAAAACGCCUCACUCUUCUGCAGACCUUGAAACCUGGCUCUGGGACUCUUCAUACUUCAUGCACUCAACCAUGAAACAUGCUUCUGUUAACAUAAAGCAGCAUUCAGACUUGGAUUCCUAUCCUACUUUUCUCCCAAAUUCUGAUGAAUCUGGGUUGGAAAUAGAUUUUGACUCUUCCUCAGAGAACAGUUUUCAAACUGUUCCAGAAUAUUAGUUUGGAAAUAGUUUCCACAGCUUUCAAAAUUCCAAAUUGGCAGAUAUAUUCAAAUCCUAAAGGAUUAAAGCUCACUUUGUUUAUUGCCAAUAAGUCUUGGAAAACUCUUUGUUUACAGCUUCAUGACAAAUCUGCCUUUGGAAUUCUACUGUUCUAAGGAUUAUAAAAACAGUGGUUACUAUACUAAGUAACAAACUACACUUUUCUUAUGUCACCAGCAGAAUGAACCGUAGUAAGACAAACAGUGUCUCUCUGGAAAUAAAUCCACUUACAGUAUAAAAACUCUUUGAACAGCUUGUUAGACAAACAUUGAUAGCAAAUAGUAUUUUGAAACUAUAAUUCUUAACAAUAUUGUGUUACGAUUAUUUUUAUGGCACUUAAAUGAAAUUGGACCUGUACUUCAUAAAGGGAAUUACACAAAAGAGCUUUGUAA
Messenger RNA from Rhea pennata, 2133 nucleotides. Its product is annotated as 1-acylglycerol-3-phosphate O-acyltransferase Pnpla3-like. The transcript has 9 exons. The record is from RefSeq and is a predicted model, not a curated record. Gene Ontology annotation, molecular function: triacylglycerol lipase activity. Lineage: Eukaryota; Metazoa; Chordata; Aves; Rheiformes; Rheidae. Gene Ontology annotation, biological process: positive regulation of triglyceride catabolic process; triglyceride catabolic process; lipid homeostasis. Gene Ontology annotation, cellular component: membrane; lipid droplet; cytoplasm. The coding region runs from base 189 to 1700 and encodes 503 amino acids.